Molecule: messenger RNA, 2293 nt
Organism: Nothobranchius furzeri (turquoise killifish)
Lineage: Eukaryota; Metazoa; Chordata; Actinopteri; Cyprinodontiformes; Nothobranchiidae
Source: RefSeq, a predicted model, not a curated record
AUGGGAGGAUAUUUCUGACUGCAUCUGGAGAGGACAUGGUGUCCAUCCACACCAAAGACACCACAGGAAUCAGGAAGCUGCAGAAAGACGAUGUAGAGGUGCUGCUGCUGACCUCUAGUGAGGACCCUGUGGCCCAGUUGUUAGCAGAUAAGCUGAAGAAGCUAACGGGGUGUGAGGUCAUGCCGGUGGGAGAGGACCCACUAAGUGAUGUGUUGCCAGUCGUGAAGGAGAGGAAUCUGGACUGGAAAGAUGUAGCUUACAUGGGUAACGACACAGCUGACAGCAGCUGUCUGAAUCUGGCGGGUUUGAGUGCAGCUCCUGCAGACGCUCCAUCAGACGCCGCCAACGCUGCCAAGUACACCUGCCGCCUCCUUGGGGGUGCGGGAGCCGUGAGGGAGUUUGCAGAACACGUUCUCCUGCAGAAGGAGAAGGCAAAGUCCCAGAUGAAGCAAGACCGAAUCGACCGCACCAACUUCUGAUGUAGAACAGUCCAGAUUUAGAAGGAGCUGCAGUGGAGUUUGUUCACAUAAAGAAGUCAGAUCAUUCACACUCUUCAGGGUAACGUGACACGUUUCAGCCUCCUGUGGUUAAUAAUCAGCUGCCGAGACUAAAGACAUAAACGAAAAGCGCUGAAAUGAUCAGGAUAGAUGUCAGUUUCAUUUUUAUUAUCCAGCUAUAGUUUUAUUACUGCUUUGUUUGUUUUAGCAGUCAGAGCUGUUGGCAGCUUCUUUGUGGGGUAUUUAUAACACUUUAAGAUUCACAUCACCAGAUCCUUGUGAACAAACAGCAGCCUUGAGGUUUUCUUUGAUGUUUGAGAUAAAAGUUAACCUGAGAGCUCAAAUCACCGGGUUCACAAUCACCUCUGAAUCCUGAUGUUGGUGCUUUGGCCUCUGGACUAAGUCACCAGAUGAGAAGCAGCUUUUAAAGGUGCAGAGCAGGUUUCUCUGGAAUGUUUUUGCCACUUUGCUUGAAAUGCUCUUCACAUACUGAUGGCUACAAGUGAAUUAAAUGUUUUGUAAAAAUUAAUAAAAAUAAUGAGUUUAAUCACCUCUGUAACGUAUCACGGAGGAACCUCGUCCAAUCAUAGUGAAUGUCCCAUUAUUAAUUACUGGAUCAUGAGCCAUCCAUCAAGCUGUCCUCCCUGACCACCCCUCAUGCUCUUCACUUACCCCUCCAUGUGUGCAAAUUCAAUUCAGUUCAAUUCAAUUCAAAACUACUUUAUUAAUCCCAGAGGGAAAUUGUGUGUUCUUGACUUGGAGCAGCUGGGCUAGGUAGUGGAGCGGAUGCAAUGUUCUGUUCAGUUAGCAUAUUUCUUUAAGGAGUAUUAUUUUACAUGUUCUGUUUAGAGUCUUUUCUUAAUGGGAAAUGUUUAGGUGACGGACAUGUUGCCUGUCAACACACCCGGUCCCAGGUUGGCUGCCAGAGCUGUCUGUCAGUUUGUUGCCUUGGCAACUCACGUGUGGGUUAAGGGUAGGUUCUAGAAGUUUUAAUCGAUUGCUCGUGGGUUUUUCUUAGAUUGCCGUUUGUGCGGUGCAGAUGAAGUUAAGAACAACGGAUCGAAACUCGUGAACUGAACCCUCAGGAACAAACACGCGUUCUUCUGUUCUGGGGGCGUGGCUUAGGUGGGGGACGCCUGAGGAAGGGGGAGUUGGAUUUUCAAAAAGUACCUUGCUUGAUCAGCAAGCAAAAAAAAAACAUCUACUGCUCCUUUAAAGUAAUAAUGAUACCAGAUUAUUUUAUAACUACAUUGUUGACCUUUGACCUCAUCUGUGCUGUUUAAUAUCUAGCUCGUAACUUUAAGGUUGUUUUCUGCUUCUAACUGUGGGUCACAAGGUGAAAUUCUGCUUAAGACACCCAUGUGACGGUUGCUGGGCCGGCACUAGUCAAAUACACGUUUAUGAUAAAAAAACAUGGUAGCUAGAAAGAAUGAGCAGAUUUGCCUGUUUACAGCAGGGACAAUCCUGCUGAUAACAUGUCAACAUCCUUUUGUUGUCUUGUUUGUGUUUGUUUUCAACCCUUUUAUUUGUUCUCUGAGAUGUUUUACCGGUGGCUGCUAAUGUGAAGGUUCUGUUGUUAAAAUCAUUGAUGGCAAUAACUGUAUGUUAAGAAAUUAAUCUAAAUGUUGUUUUACAUUUAUUUACUUUCCCAAAGGUGGUUUUUGCUUGGAAGUGACUUACUUUAUAAUUAAAUGAAGGUAUUUAUGUAAUAAUUGUGAUUUUCAUGAGUUUAAGCUAACAACAUCAAAGCUAGAAUGAGUGAAUCAAAUGAGAAUUAAAAAUCUAAAACUGAAAAA